Molecule: messenger RNA, 1748 nt
Organism: Pseudoliparis swirei
Lineage: Eukaryota; Metazoa; Chordata; Actinopteri; Perciformes; Liparidae
Product: zinc phosphodiesterase ELAC protein 1-like
Cellular component (GO): nucleus
Molecular function (GO): 3'-tRNA processing endoribonuclease activity
Source: RefSeq, a predicted model, not a curated record
UGAAUGAACAACAACAACCCCCUGUGAUUCUUGUCAUCCCCAUACAUCUCUGUGCAUUCAUAGAGUGCUGUCGCUUUUGAGUUGAGUUUUUCUGAAGUUUAUUUUUGUCACAAUAAUAUUUUCGGAGUAGUUGUACGCAGAGAGAAUACCAAUGUGCAGAAUAAACAGUUUUACCUCCUUUUGGCUGCAGAUAUAAUUUAGCCACUCGUGUUUCAUAUAUUUAAAACCCAGUGCUAGUCUUUGUGUAUUUUAAUUAUUUUAAAUUCAAGCUUUGAGAAAUGUCACUGCAAUAAAGCAGGAAACGGGUCUGAAAAUGGAGUUGAACAUAAAAUGUAUUCUUUGUUCCCUUUUUAAAUCACUAUGCCUGCAAAAAGAGAGAUGUCAACACAAGCAGGUGAGUUUCAGGAGGAUUUUAAAUCAAUAUACCGCGUUAUACCAGAGGAUUAUACACAUUCACACACUUCUCGAAAAUCGGACUUUCCAUAAACGCCGCACCGUCGCCCUCGACGCGUCAUCGCCGUGCGACUGUUUACAGCGAGCCGAGCACCCGCUCCGCCUCGGCUCCGCAGACCGGCUCCGUCCCGCCGUCGUCCCGUAGCUCCGGGAGGAUGACCAUGGAUGUGACUUUCCUCGGGACCGGCUCGGCCUACCCGUCCCCUCACCGCGGGGCCUCGGCGCUGGUGCUGCGGACAGAAGGGGAGUGCUGGCUCUUCGACUGCGGGGAGGGAACCCAGACCCAACUGAUGAAGAGCCAACUGCGAGCCGGUGGGAUCACCAAGGUGUUCAUCUCUCACCUGCACGGGGACCACCUGUUGGGCCUGCCCGGCCUCCUCUGCACCGUGAGCCUCAACACCAACGCGGAGCAGCAGCCCCCGAGCUGUGUGGAGGUCUACGGGCCGCGGGGGCUCCGCCACUUCUUACGGGUGGCCCUCGGCCUCACGGGGUCCCAGCUGCUCUUCCCGUAUGCAGUCCAUGAGCUGGAGCCCACAGCGGACCAGAGUCCAGAAGAGGGACGCCUCAGCCCGGAGGUAACCGACUGAUUUUCAUGUGACCGCGGCCCUCCGCACCCACAGGAGCAGCCGGGCCGGACCGUGGUCCUGGACGCCUCCAGCGACUCCUACCUCCUCUUUGAGGACCGGAGGUUCGUGGUCAAGGCCUUCAGGCUGUUCCACCGCAUCCCCUCCUUCGGGUUUUGCAUUAAGGAGCACGAUCGACCCGGGAGACUGAAGACUGAGCUCCUGAAGGAACUAGGCCUGAAACCGGGUCCGCUUUAUGCGCAGCUGAAAGCCGGCAAGCCAGUAACGCUGGCCAGCGGCCGCGUGGUUCUGUCCAGCGAGGUGCUGGAAGAGGCCAUUCCGGGUCGUAAAGUCUGCGUCUUCGGCGACUGCAGCUCGGCCGUGGGCGACGGCGCGCUGAGGCUGUGCGGCGGGGCGGACGUCCUGGUCCACGAGGCCACGCUCGGGGACGAGCACCGAGCCAAAGCGGAGGACCGCGGACACAGUACGCCCGGGAUGGCGGCCGCGGCGGCAUGCAGCAGCAUGAGGCUGGUGCUGACCCACUUCAGCCAGAGGUACAAACCCGGCCCCUCGCACCAGGACGGGGACGAGGACGACGUGGCGGAGCUCAAGCGGCAGGCGGAGCGCGCGCUGCAGGACAGCGGCGUGGAAGUGACCUUGGCCGAGGACUUUCUCACUCUGCACUGCAAAAAUAAAAAUCUAACAUAUGCUGUCGGGACUCUGUUCAGGUGA